Messenger RNA from Bufo gargarizans (Asiatic toad), 1242 nucleotides. It is a transcript of the gene C1H14orf119, whose product is annotated as chromosome 1 C14orf119 homolog. The transcript is spliced from 2 exons. NCBI's taxonomy places the organism in Eukaryota, Metazoa, Chordata, Amphibia, Anura, Bufonidae. The record is from RefSeq and is a predicted model, not a curated record. The coding region runs from base 135 to 479 and encodes 114 amino acids.
GCGUGACGUCAGCCUCGGGCACUUCCGCCUCCAAGCUCGGCUCUGGUCGGAGAAUCUCUUCCCCCUCCUUCCUGUUACGUCACAUUCGCUCAAGCUUACUAGGCCCCGCCUCCAUUUGCUGUAAUCUUGUGGUUAUGACAGAGUCCAUCCCUAUCUCUUUUGUGCCAGGACAAGAAAUACGAUGUGUUCUUCACUGGUUUUCUGAAUGGACAGAACAUCAACGAAACCGCUUUCUUCAGGACCUGCUGUGCAAAGCAGUGCCUGGGAAACUGUGCCUGCUUCUCGAAGGACUGGGCUCCUUGCAACUUUCAGCACCCCCACCAAGCCUUUUUCAGUGUCAAAUGAAACUUUGGGAUCAGUGGUUCCAAAGCUGGGACGAGGAUGAAAGAAAUGAAUUUUUACGACAACUGGAGCAGCAGGCCCCAAGCUUUGUGGCCCAGUUUUACAAGGAAGUGGCAGGAACUGCAGGCAAGGCCUAGCCACCAUAGAUGAGAGGUGUUUGAAUGCAUUUCAUAAGUAGGGGAUGAUAAAACAAGAGGAAACGUCAUGGGAGAAUAUGGAAGCUUUAAAGGGGUUUUCCUGGAGUAGAAUAUCGAUUUGCUUUCCCUCGGGGGAGGAGAAACUUCACCAGACAGCUGUUUGAAGGGUCUGCAGCGCUCCCAUAAGUGCUGUGGCCUCCUCACAGCUUUCCAAACACUGUAUAGUGUCUGUCCUUGGUAUUGCAGCCCAGUCCCAUUCACUUAAAUGGGACUGUGCUGUACCCAGGUCAUGUGACCGAUGAAUAUGGCAUCACUGGCCACCUUCUCUUCCAUCAACUGAUCGGCAGGGGUGUUUAGAGUCAGACCCCCCACCGAUCAGAUAUUGAUGACCUAUCCUGAGGAUAGGUCUUCAAUAUUCUACUCCCGGAAAACCCCUUUAAUUCUUUCAUAUAUACAUUAGUAUUGCAGAUUCUAGUGCCUUGCAGUUUCCUUACUUUUUUUAUAAACUAUGAGGAGCAAUUUUUGUUCUUUUGUUCCAGGUUUAUCUUGUAAAACGUUUUAGGAAGAGACCAGUCAGUGCAUUUCCAGGAGAUGUCGCUGAAAUGUGGAAAUUGUUACAUAACUUAAAUACUUUGCCAUUUUCUGGUUCUUUCUAGUAAAAUCCGCUUCUGCAGGAGUUUUGAUUUCUUUCUGUUAAUCUCAUAAAGGAUGAAAUCGUAUCCUCUCUCCACUCCGGUCUGAAGUGAAUUCUCCACCUUCUUUA